GGCCCCGGUCUCUAAUGGCUGAACAACAACAACUGUCGGCGACUGACAAACUUUCGCAAACUUCAUCAGAGACAAAAGAAAGUUGGAGAUAUCGGCUUGUGUUGUUUCUGUAACCGGUUAGGGUUAUUUGUCUGUUCGUCUUAUAGUCACAAAUGUGGGAUUACUGAUGGAUCCGAGGUAUGAUAUUCCACGGAGGGCCGCCGGCGGUGGCGGCGGGGGCUCCGCGAACUCGUCCCCCGCUCUGGGGGCUCAGUCACGCCGCAGGAAGAUGCCUCCCAGACCCGCUGAUUUCAAACUUCAGAUUAUCAUUAUUGGCUCUCGUGGUGUUGGUAAAACAAGUCUCAUGGAAAGAUUUACCGACGACACUUUCUGCGAAGCUUGCAAGUCAACCGUAGGAGUUGACUUCAAAAUCAAGACGGUUGAGCUGAGAGGGAAGAAGAUUAGACUACAGAUAUGGGACACCGCAGGCCAGGAGAGGUUCAACAGCAUCACAUCAGCAUACUACAGAGGAGCCAAGGGAAUUGUGCUUGUGUAUGAUAUCACAAAACAGGAGACCUUUGAGGACCUUCCCAAGUGGAUGAAAAUGAUUGACAAGUACGCCUCAGAGGAAGCAGAGCUUCUGCUGGUCGGGAACAAGCUGGACUGUGAGACUGAUCGCAUCAUCUCCAGGCAACAAGGAGAGAGGUUUGCCUCUCGAAUAAGUGGAAUGCGCUUCUGCGAAGCUAGCGCAAAGGAUAAUUUUAAUGUGGACGAAAUCUUCCUGAAGCUUGUGGACGACAUUCUUAGCAAGAUGCCUCUGGAAGUUCCCAACAAGGAGCUUUCCAACAGUGUCCUGUCUCUGCAGCCUGAACCGGAAGUGCCACCGGAGUUGCCCCCUCCUCGCAUGCGCUGUUGCUGAGAGUCGGAGUGGUCCCCCACCCUACCUAUGCGCGC
Haplochromis burtoni (Burton's mouthbrooder) is the source of this 933-nucleotide messenger RNA. It is a transcript of the gene rab12, whose product is annotated as RAB12, member RAS oncogene family. Gene Ontology annotation, molecular function: GTPase activity; GTP binding. The record is from RefSeq and is a predicted model, not a curated record. Gene Ontology annotation, cellular component: trans-Golgi network transport vesicle; synaptic vesicle; plasma membrane. NCBI's taxonomy places the organism in Eukaryota, Metazoa, Chordata, Actinopteri, Cichliformes, Cichlidae. Gene Ontology annotation, biological process: cellular response to insulin stimulus; protein localization to plasma membrane; Golgi vesicle fusion to target membrane. Bases 167 to 898 code for a protein of 243 amino acids. The transcript is spliced from 6 exons.